Molecule: messenger RNA, 748 nt
Organism: Tetranychus urticae (two-spotted spider mite)
Lineage: Eukaryota; Metazoa; Arthropoda; Arachnida; Trombidiformes; Tetranychidae
Gene: tsu
Product: 40S ribosomal protein S12 homolog tsunagi
Biological process (GO): RNA processing
Cellular component (GO): cytoplasm; nucleus
Molecular function (GO): mRNA binding
Source: RefSeq, a predicted model, not a curated record
UGACUGCUCAAAAUCUUUGUUUUCUAGCGUUUCAUGCUGCUGUUUUGAUUUUUAUUUUGGUUUGAAUUUUUGAAUCUUGUUUCGAUUUGUCUGUAACCAUGAUGAAUGACGAAAUUGUACUGAACGAAGGCGAAGCCAGUGAAUUUCCUGAGAUACACCAAGAAGAUGAUGAUGGUGAUGAGAAUGUUGUCAAGCUAAAAGAAAAGGUUAAAAGGAAGAAGGGAAGAGGAUUCGGUCCAGAUGGAACUGCCCGAGAAGAUAUUAGAGAGUAUGAAGCUAUGGAAUCCGGAGAUAAUAAUGAACAAGGACCACAAAGAUCUGUCGAAGGAUGGAUUCUUUUUGUAACUGGAGUUCAUGAAGAAGCUCAAGAAGAAGAUGUUCACGAUAAAUUUCGAGAUUAUGGAGAAAUAAAAAAUUUACACUUGAAUCUGGACAGACGAACUGGGUUUCUUAAAGGAUAUGCUUUAGUUGAAUAUGAAUCAUUUAAAUCUGCUAGCAGUGCGCUCGAAAAUUUGAAUGGAUCUACUAUACUUGGUCAAACAAUCGCAGUUGACUGGGCUUUCAUCAAAGGACCUCUUAAGAAUAAGCACCGUCGAUCUCGACAUUAAAUUUAAACACAACUGCCAUCCAUUUGUCAUCAGAGAGCAUCUUCUAACAAUGAUUGUUCCAUUCCUAUCAAGCUAUGAGAUUCAUCAUAAGCUCACAAAAAUUUUGUUAAUAAAUAAUGAAUCUUUGAGUAAAUUUGAAA